AAAAUAACAAAACUCUCAACCUAUUAAAUCUCACAACAUAAAAAUAAUUUAUUAAUCUCAUAAAUAACUAUUAUUUACUAACACCUUCUCAAAUGUGAAACAUGAUCCAAGUAUAAGUAAGUUCAUUUUUCAUAGUGAGAAACAUGAUCCAAAUCUUAAAGUGAUAAUCUUGUAGCCAAUAAUACUUGGAAAAACAACCACAUCUUCAAGAUAAGGCCAAGCAAAACACAAACACACUUUCCCCUCAUAUUACAUUACACCCAUUUCUAACCUCCUUCCCAAACAAACCUUAACCCAUCAUCAAACCAAUCAAAAUGAGAGCAAUAGCUUCAGCACUACACUCAUCCCUCUGUUUAACACCCCCAAAUUCACCCAAUUCAAUCCAAGAACAAUCAUCCUUAAAACCCAAAAGUAUUCUAUCAAAUCACCCACUUUACUCCCAAACAAACCCUAAUAUCUCCCUCCAAUUCAAAGAAAAAAUCCUUUGUCUAGAAAUCCUAGGCAUUGAUUCAAGCAAAGCCCUUGCUCUUAACCCUUCUCUUCAUUCCACUUCCCUUAAUUCCAUCAAUUCCUUGAUAUCCUUCCUUCAAUCUAAGGGCAUCCACCAAAAAGACUUACCUAGAAUUUUGGGUAUGUGCCCUCAAAUCCUUACAUCCAACAUAAAAUCUGACCUAAUCCCAGUUUUUAAUUUCCUUUAUUAUGAUCUGGGUGUCCCUCAACAUAACUUAAGAAAAGUGAUUAAUAAAUGCCCAAGAUUACUAAUCUCAAGUGUAAAAGAUCAACUAAAACCAGCCCUAAUUUAUCUUAAGAGAUUAGGGUUUAAUGAUUUGGAAGCAUUAGCUUAUCAUGACCCAAUUUUAUUAGUAUCUAAUGUUGAAAAUACAUUAAUUCCGAAGCUCGAGUUUCUGGUUGAAUUGGGUUUUAGUAAAGAAGAAGUAAUUGGUAUGGUAUUGAGAUGUCCUGCAUUGUUUACAUUUAGUAUUGAUAAUAAUUUUAAGCCUAAAAUUGAGUAUUUUCUUGGGGAAAUGAAGGGUAAAUUGAAGGAUUUGAAGGAAUUUCCUCAAUAUUUUGCAUUUAGUUUGGAAAAUAGGAUUAAACCCAGGCAUUUGGAGGUUUUGCAGAGUGGGUUAAAGCUUCCUCUUUCUGUUAUGCUAAAGAGUACUGAUGAGGAAUUUAUGCGGUUGUUAAAAAAAGGGGAUAAUAUUGGUUAAUCCAAACAAGGCCUUAGUGGGGUUUAUAGUAAUUUUAUGUUUUUGAUUUGAGCCUAAUUUUUUUUACCGAAAAUAAUUUCUUUGUUAGUUUUAUCAUUAAUAAAAGUAAGAUAUAUGUUCAAUUCUUUUAAACUACACUCUAGAUAAGAGCUAUUUAAUGACAAUAUUAGUAAUUAAAUAUUAUAAUAAUGUAUUUUAUUUUUGUCUUUGUGAUCGUAAAUAUGGUUUUUUCCAUUUGUAUAAACUUUGGCUUUAUAGUUUAUAUAAUAUAUAAUUGUUAUGGCCUUGAA
Amaranthus tricolor (Joseph's coat) is the source of this 1501-nucleotide messenger RNA. RefSeq names its product transcription termination factor MTEF1, chloroplastic. The transcript has a single exon. Gene Ontology annotation, molecular function: double-stranded DNA binding. NCBI's taxonomy places the organism in Eukaryota, Viridiplantae, Streptophyta, Magnoliopsida, Caryophyllales, Amaranthaceae. Bases 315 to 1211 code for a protein of 298 amino acids. The record is from RefSeq and is a predicted model, not a curated record. Gene Ontology annotation, biological process: regulation of DNA-templated transcription.